Messenger RNA from Sesamum indicum (sesame), 612 nucleotides. NCBI's taxonomy places the organism in Eukaryota, Viridiplantae, Streptophyta, Magnoliopsida, Lamiales, Pedaliaceae. The record is from RefSeq and is a predicted model, not a curated record.
AUGGGAAUCCGGAAUGGUGAUGAGGAAAUCAAGCACAUGCAAGUGCCUGUCUGGAUCAGGCUACGCCACCUACCAGUGGAAUUAUGCAAGGAGGAGGGGCUUAGUACGGUAGCUAGUAGCGUGGGUAAGCCAUUGUACCCGGAUGCUAUUACUAAAGCAUGCACGAGACUGAAUUUCGCUCGUGUAUGCGUGAUGCUUGAUAUCAGCUCCAAAUUGCUAAAGCACAUUAUUAUCAUGACUCCGUACAAGGAUGGAGGGGAGUCCCCAUGCAAAAUUGACAUGAAAUAUGAGUGGUUACCACCCAAACACACUACGUGUAUGACAUUAGGCCAUAGCACUAAGAAUUGUGCGGAGAAUAGAGAUGCAAAACCAAUUAAGCCUCCAGUAGCAGUUUAUGUGCCGAAAGUGGGUGCCUCUAGACCGAAUGAUAAGGGACUGGAUACACGCCAGUCCACUAGUACGGAUAAGCACGCUGAGGAUCGAGAUAAACCGGCUACGGCGAUGGGUCCUAGUCGUAAGGAUAAAGGUAAGGUCAUUGUGACUUAUAACGCUUUUGAUGUCUUACACUUGCUUGAUGAUACAGACGCACUUCCCGGGGGUCCUAAUAUAUGA